AUGUCGUCAGAUCGAGGAGGCAAGCAAGAUGCCACAGUCGCAGAGAGAAGACGUCGCAACCGGGUUGCUGUCUCCUGCUUCAGCUGCAGAUCCUUGAAGACCAAAUGUGACGGGAGAAAACCCGUCUGCUCAACCUGCGAGCAUAACGGUCGAAGUUGCGUGUAUAUGCAACGUGGCAUCUCCGGGGGUGCAAGCAACACGGUGGUCGUGGAGCAAGACUAUCUCCGAGCGCUCGAGCAACGACUUGAAGCUCUUGAAAACAGAUCUAGGCUGGACUCAGCUCAAAUCGGGCCCAUCCCCCGCAUUGAAUCAACAACAUCGCUUCCCCCUUCGAGUUAUAGAAAUGAACGAGCCACUGGCGCCCGACAUCCAGGAACUCCCGGCGCUUCAGCAGCCGCCUCCUCUAGCGGCUACCCAUCAGCCGUAGUGGCUGACGCAGAUGUGUCCAUGGGCGGGGUUUCAUUCACUCAGCUAAUACUGAAUGCCCUUCACGGCCACGAGAGUGUCAAGGCCUACUCGAGGACCACCGACAACGACGUCCGAGAACAAGAGUCCCGACUCACAGAACAGGAUUUGUACACUCUACCAGCCAAUGCAAGCGAGCUGCUCGGCCAGUUCUUCACGCUUCGCCACCCGUUGUCGCCCGUGUUCCAUGUCCCUAGCAUUCGGCCGCUCUUCGACGCCGCCCUCCAGUGUCCGCCAGAACAACGCUCUCACCACAGGUCCAUAUUCGUCCUCCUGAACAUGAUAUUCGCCAUCUGCACGUCACACUGGGUCAUUGAUGCCCGGGGCAACCCUCGCGCGGCACGACGGCACUAUGAUAUCGCCAUCUCGCUCAUCCAGCCUAAUCUGCUCCGAGAUUGGAAGCUGGAACACGUCCAAGCCCUGUUGAUUGGCGCGAGAUACCUGCAGGGCUCGAGCUGUGCGAAUGAAUGCUGGAACAUUCUCGGCCUGGCCAUCAGGAUCGCGUACGGGCUUGGCCUGCAUAAAGACCCGCCCGACACGGAUCCCCAGCCCCUGCGAGAGACAAAGAGAAGAGUGUGGUACGCGGCCUACACUUUGGACGUGCUUCUCAGCAUGAUCUACGAUCGCCCGUCAAUGAUCCGGUCAGAUGAGUGCUCUGUCAGCCUGCCCACGGAUCUGGACGACGAGUAUAUCCAGAGCGCGCCCAUGCCGAGACCCCCCUCCACCAUGUCCUUUUCCAUCGAGGUGAUCAAACUCUAUCGCAUCAUCGAGGCCUUUAAGUCCCAGCUGAACGAAAGCGUCGACAGUGGCAGGAAGGUCGUGGAGUUGGUCAUGCCCCUCGAUGAACAAUACCGGAAGUGGCAUCGGUCCCUGCCGUCCCAUCUGAUCCUCGACUACAAGGCGCCCACAGAACAGCCUUGGAUUCUCGCCCUGCGCGGGAACAUGGUCCGGAUUCUGAUACACCGACAAUCCCUCAUGGUGACACUGCGCGGUCUCCUGGGACACCAGGACGUGGAGGAUUCAGUUGUGAGCCAUGCUUUGCAGUCGAGCCGCAGCAUUUGCAUCCACGCCGCGAUGGAGAGCAUUGACAUGGUUGCAUUGAGGCAUGAGCACACGAAGAAAACAAUGGGGUUGAAUUGGUUCAACAUCUACUAUUUGUUCAACGCUGUGGUCGUCUUGGUCUCCCACGUCGUCGAGCCAGCGUGCAGCAACGACCGAGCAGCGCUUUCCAAGGUCGAUACCGCGCUGCGGAUGAUACAAACUAUGUCUCACGACCACGCUUUCGCUCAGCGCGCAUAUUCCUUCCUCCAGCAGCUUCUCGGCUACAUGCACCCCACCGUGGCAGCGCAGCGGAGCCAGGAUGAGAGCUCGUUCUCGGGCCGUCUUCUGCAUACCGGGCAAGCGGAGGAGGUGCCCUCUAGCCUGCAGCACAGUGUCGAGCCUAUUCCGAGCCUGCAUACCCUCUACGGGUUCACGCAAGACUUGACGGACAACCUUGUGAAUUACCUGGAGAACUUCGACCACUCGGGGUUUCCUGACGGACCGUGGCCAUCCAGUGACCAAAAUGUCCACAUGACGGGGUUCGGUAAUGUUAUGUGAUUGAGCGGGUCUCAGCCCGCCAGAGAACCUCUCGCUUCGACUUUGAUCCGGUAGAAUAAGGGGAGACGUGUGCGUGCUUCGUGGUACCGUUCGCUGGGCAUACAGACUGCCGGAACCCAACUUCUGCGGAAGCCGUCCACAACGAUCCGAUCGACACGGAGGAGACAGUCGGAGCGAUAGUAGGAACGGCGAAUUCAACCUCAAGCGGGCCCAUAUCAUAUGGCGCUCUAGAAAGCAGCUUGCUGGUGCAGAGGCGGAUCCUGGUUUUCGGGGCAAUGCGCAGACCGAGAAUGCCAUUGCCAAUAUCAGGCCCUAAGGGCACAUUCGCUGGUAACAUAGAGUCUGAUACGCCUCAACCCUGGAAAUGUCGUUGCGUUCCUCUAUCGAAUAA
Molecule: messenger RNA, 2455 nt
Organism: Cladophialophora immunda
Lineage: Eukaryota; Fungi; Ascomycota; Eurotiomycetes; Chaetothyriales; Herpotrichiellaceae
Exons: 3
Coding region: 1-2064 (687 amino acids)
Biological process (GO): positive regulation of transcription from RNA polymerase II promoter by galactose; DNA-templated transcription
Cellular component (GO): nucleus
Molecular function (GO): DNA-binding transcription factor activity, RNA polymerase II-specific; zinc ion binding; RNA polymerase II cis-regulatory region sequence-specific DNA binding
Source: RefSeq, a predicted model, not a curated record